AUGUGCAUACAGAGUGACAUGUACCUGCCGACCGCCCUUGCCAAUUCCAUUUGUAUCGAAUCGAUCGUGUACCGCACCACCACCAGCGGCGUUCCCGAAGAGGUUUCGGUGUCCAAGAAGGGAGACGAGCUCGGGAUACUAGGACCAAGCGGGUUGCUGGCCACACCGCACGUCAAAAUGGUUCUGUUGCUCACGUGCAUAAUUUCGACCGUUUCGAUCGGUUUCGACGAGGUGUACCCGCUGUUCGCGUUGAGCACCCCGGACGUCGGAGGGCUUGGCUGGAGCACCGUAGAGAUUGGAAAGGUGUUGGUCAUGACGGGCGUCCUUAUGGCAUGUUGCCAGCUGUUUUUGUUCCCCCCUCUCAUCAAAAUAGUCGGCAUCACGACCUGGCAACGGCUAGGCUGCCGAAUCGGAAUCGCCACGUUCCUUGCUAUCCCUGCGGUAAAUGUCUUCAGCUGGAACUUCAACUCUCUUGUCGGCGUUUCCAGAGCGGCCGACACGCUCGCAAAUUGCGGCUGCGGGGCGGUCGACCUGGCUUUGUCCAUAGGGUCAACCACUCUGGUUCCGUCGAACAUGCGGGGGAAGCUCGGCGGGCUUUUCAACACGGCCGAAAGCCUUGGUCGCUUCAUAGGCCCGGCCGGCUAUGCGAUUGUAUACGCAUGGUCUGUGUCUCCCUCCACGCUUGACGCUUUCGGUGGCUGGGUGGACUACCGCUUCGUGUUCAACGUGUCCGCUGCGGCUCUGGCUUUGGUGGCAGCACUCGCCUGGAGAACACUCGCUACGGAGAACUUGAUGAAGCCAGAUGGCUGUCGUGGCACGGAUUCGAAUGCGAACGUUGUUGGUGCUAGUGUGUGAGUGGCGUACCUCAUCCCAUUCUCAUUGUCGCACUCAGCGACCUAGAGCAGCGAGGGCGCAGGCAAAGGGACGGGUAGGACAUGACAGAGAUUCACGGAACUGGGUUCGUCUUGAUCACGUCGACCUAGAACGUUCAUCCCGUCGACCGGUUUUCGAUCCAUCGAAUAGCAAAGAGUGGCGCACUUUCGGGGCUUGAACGAGCCAAAUCACGCUCCGUUUCGAAGGCCAUAGUGCUUGCUCGACUGGCCAACCUAAGACGUCGAUCAACGUGGCAUGGACAGGAAGAUAACAGGUGAACGUUGAUGUUUUACUUUAGGUGGAGCCUUGUAAGGCACAUUUCGGGCGGGUGGAUGGGGCGCUCGCUCUAUGGCGGAACCGUUGUAUUCACUUUCCGCUUGGAUAGAUCUCAGGUGCCGUG
Molecule: messenger RNA, 1273 nt
Organism: Ectocarpus sp. CCAP 1310/34
Lineage: Eukaryota; Phaeophyceae; Ectocarpales; Ectocarpaceae
Source: the annotation of a GenBank genome assembly